AUGCCGUCUCUUCUCCCUCUCCACGUCAAGCACGACGUCUCCGUACACGAAGCCCCCGCACCGUCCCCCUCCAAAGCCUCUCACAUGUCCAACGUCCAGAACGAAUACGCUCCCGGAGUGAGCGAUGUUUCUGACGAACCUUUGAACGAGGGCGAUGUUGGGCCUCGUUAUCCGAAUAGGUGGUCCAGGAUACGGGAACAUAUCCGCGAGCCUGCUGCAGAAGCAUUUGGCACCUUCAUCCUUGUGCUCUUCGGCACUGGUGUCAACUGUCAAAAUGGCGUCGGCAAUAACCCGGCCACUACACCUUCCCCGCAGGCAGACCCCGGAUCGAUUGCGCUUGCAUGGGGCGCAGGCCUGGCUCUAGGAGGUUGGGUUUCUGGAGGAAUUUCCCAGGGGCACAUCAAUCCUGCGGUCACGAUUGCUAUGGCCGCUUUCGGUCGGUUUCCCUGGAGGAAGGUGCCCGGAUACAUCCUUGCUCAGUAUUUCGGUGCUUGGUUGGGGGCUAUCGUCGUAUACGCGAACUACUUCCACGCAAUCAACCUUGUGGACAAUCAUCAAUAUACCGUUCCUGGAACCGCCGGGUUCUUCGGCGCAUACGCUCUCCCUUACUUGCCCUCUGCCAAUGCCUUCUUCGACGAGUUCCUCGGGACAUUUGUUCUCGUGUUCGUCAUCUUCGCCGUCACCGACAAGUGCAGGGGCCCCAUGUCCAAGAGCCUUCUCCCGCUCGCCCUCUUCUUCGUUUUCCUUGGUAUCACGGCCGCCUUCGGCAUGCAGACAGCAUUUGCGUUGAACCCCGCCCGUGACUUCGGACCCAGGGUCAUGACCGCUAUGGUGGGCUACGGCCGUGCAGUCUUCAACUACCGCUCUCAGUACUGGCUAUGGUGCACUACCUUCGCGCCUAUCCUGGGCGCUCUCACAGCCGCUGCUGUGUAUGAUGCGCUCAUGUACACCGGUGGCGAUAGCAUCUUCAACCGUCCCAACGCAUCUGCUCUUGCAAGUUACGAAGCCGAGAGGACCUCCACUGCUGAGUCCAAACGUCGCGCGUCGACGAGCAAGUCGCUUGCUUGA
This is a messenger RNA of Peniophora sp. CBMAI 1063, 1068 nucleotides long. Lineage: Eukaryota; Fungi; Basidiomycota; Agaricomycetes; Russulales; Peniophoraceae. The record is from the annotation of a GenBank genome assembly.